This is a messenger RNA of Styela clava, 3178 nucleotides long. RefSeq names its product protein moonraker-like. Gene Ontology annotation, biological process: protein localization to centrosome; centriole replication. The record is from RefSeq and is a predicted model, not a curated record. NCBI's taxonomy places the organism in Eukaryota, Metazoa, Chordata, Ascidiacea, Stolidobranchia, Styelidae. Gene Ontology annotation, cellular component: microtubule organizing center; centriolar satellite.
UUGAAAUAAAAUUUGUGCCGAUAAAUUAUCUUUUCUGUUGAAUUUGUGUAGAAGGUUUCUUUACAAGCAUUUCACUGUUUAUUUUUGGAUAAGUUCACAAUGUUGCAUGCGAAUCAACUACAGUUUAAUUUAGACGUGCCCGUGGAUCCAGAAAAUCUGCAGACUGAUUUUGCUAGCCCAAGCGCAAUCAUUUUUGAAAGAAUCCUUCCUGCGGGACACAGGCCAUCCAAAAGAGUCCAUCAAAAAAGAUCUGGUAGUCCAAUAAGACUUUCAGUUCUGUCCAAUGAUAGACUUUCAAAAGCACUUCAACUUGCCAAACAAGACUUAAAAUCUGCCAGGCGAAGAAAAGCUGUUCAAGCUUUUGCUAAAGAAAAUGAACUGUAUAUAUCAACAGACUCUGAGAAAGAUGCUAACGUUAAUUCAAAACCAAAAAAAGGAGUCAAUUUACCGUUAUCGUCCAAUCACACUCAAACACACAAAAAGAAGACUGUUCCAAAAGGAAGAAAACAGUCACCAAAUCGUCAGUUGAAUGGAAUUUCAGUAUCAAAACCUUCCAAAUAUGAACAAGAAAUGCUUGAUAUUAAGAGAUUGCGACUAGAUCUGAGGCAACAUAUUUUUUCAAUGGACAAAAAUAUGCAAGAUCGUGAUGUUUUGUUUCAACAAAAACUUCUUUCUUUGGAUCAAGAAGAAGAACAGAGAUUGAUAGUUCGCCAUCUUGAACAGAUGAGAAAAUCUUCAAGAACAGUUUAUGCACUUCAGCAACAAGUUCAGAUUGUCAAGGAAGAUCUUAGCCGAAGCAAUAAAGCAGAUAGAACACCUAAUGUAAAAAAGGAAAGAAUAUAUAGCCGACUUGCUGCUGUUCACAGAGGCACAGUUAGAUUGAUGCAAGUUUACUGCACACAAAUUCCUGAACAUUUAAUGUUUGAUGAUAAUUUUGUAGCUAUCAAUGCUUUGUAUCAAGAAGUGUCGAGACUCAUCAAAGAAUUGUCGUUGUGUUCUUUGCAACUUGAUCUAGCAAACAUUGAAGAAGUUGAAAAAAUUUCAGAUUUGCUCAAGGAUAUGGAACCAAAAUAUAUUCCCAAACCAGCUAGCCCUAAACUAGAUCAUCGUUUGAAAUCAUCUGCCAAACAAACCAAAACGCCUCAAAGAUCAUUUAAAUCAAAAGAAGUUAUAAUGGUGAAGAAAAGUUAUGUCCAGCCUAAACAGUCACGAAACACACACAUGCGGAGUCCACAUAAACAAAGAACUCCUUCCAAAGUCAUUCAACAGCCUAACAGAGCUAUGGAUUCUACUCGUCCACAAAUGACUGACAUAUUUGAUCGUUCUGAAUGGAUUCCUCCUCCAAAUUCUCCCUAUAAAGAAGUGGGUCCUCCUCCUUUGACACCCCUACUUGAAAGUCCUGCUCCCUCAAAGGGAUUCAGGUCACAUCCAAUAAAACAAGUCAAAUUCCACAGUACACCUCGAGGGUCAUCCAUCGAACAUGACAUUGAUACACACUCAGUAGAAUCACCUAGAGAUUUGAGAACAUUGAAAAAUAAACUCGCUUCUGAAUUGGAGAUGGAAUUGAGAAACAGAAUUAACCCAUUGCUACAAAAGGUAUCAGUCAUAGUCGAAAAAUUGGCAAAAUCAGCAAAUAAAGAUACACCCAAAGUACAACGUAAAACUGCAGAAGAAGCCAAUUUAGAAAGUCAAGUUCGUGAUAUUAUUGAUGAAACACGAAAGGAAAUGAAAAAUUUUUAUCGACAACAAGAGGUAGAGAAAGAAGCAGUUGAUUUAUAUCAAGGUCCUUCCAUUGAAUCAUUGUUGAUGAGGCUUGACACGAUAGGAAAAGAGGAAGAGGCAAUCAGAAGAAGAUGGCAGGAAAUCAACUACCUUGAUAUGAAACCAGAAGAUCACACACCAUCAACAUAUGUUAGGGAUUCAGCACCUACCAGCCCACAGCCAAGCAACUUCACAAAAACAUUAACUUCAACUGCUAGUGAUCCCCCAAAGAGAAUUGUCAAUUUUCUACCUCAAGAAGACUCUGCUGAAAUUCGACAUGAACCAACAGUGAGGCAUCUUCAGCGUGAACUGGCGACAAAUAAAAGUCGUCCAUUCACUGGCAGAACCUUGAUCCUUCCGGUUUCGACCAUAAAUGCUGUGAACAGAUGCAAACAACAGUAUGAACGACACCUGAAAUUCACAUUUCACGAACCUAAAGGAAAUUUUGAUCCAUGGAAACUUGUAGAAGAGUUAUCUGACAAAGUUUUGGACGAGGUGAUAACCUCUGUCACGCAUGAGGUAAAUGGAAUGUGUGAAGUAUAUGCAAAUGAUAUGUUUCAGAGAGAAUUUGCCAAUGCUUCGCAAUCCAAUGAAUCUUCUCUACUCAUGUCAGACAACUCAUCAUCUCUAUUAUCUUCUGAAUCAACAUUGCAUAAACCUUGAUUGUUCAAUGUUCAUAUAUAUUGCAUCAUAAAUGCCAAGCUGAUUUGAAAGUCUAUGUCAAGCACAGAUAGAUGAUGGAGCAUACCUGUCUCCGUUGCACCUAAGGUUCAAAGCUCUACAGUACACCCUAUAAGGAUUGAGUACUCUAGAUUGGCUUGAUCUGGGAUGUUUGAUGGACCAACUGAAUGUUUAUUGCUAUAAGUUAAUUUGAUAAACUGUUGUAAAUGUUAUUGACAUUCAAACACCCUCUCUAUUAUUAUGAAUGUAAUAGGUAAUGCUACUCCUGCUGAAUACCAGUGUUAAAUUUGUCAUAUUUAAAUAGUAGUGUUGAUUUUAACAAUAAUUUGGACUACUUUUCUUUUGAAAUCCCAUUGUUUUGGGUAAAUGAGAUUCUUUCCUUCUUGAAAUCCCUCUUUCAUGAAUUAGAUAAAAAUGAACUGUUAUGGUGUUAUAUUUAUAAUAUGGCUUCAAAUAAUGAAACCAAAAUUCAUUACGAUUGCAUGUUUAUUUCAAGCAUAACCUCAUUCUUUUUAUUACGCCUUGUGUCCAUCCAUGAGGUUGCUCUCAAGUUUUAAUAUACAUUUAAGUAGGGUGAUCUGCAAUACAUUCAACUUUGUAGACUUGUACUCGUUUUAACAUUAGAAUGGUUUAUACUUCAAACAAGUACAUUGCAAUAUCAUGUAAUAUACGAUGGUAGAAAUUAUUCAAAUAUCGAUUCUAUUUUUAUAAAUAAAGAUAUAUUCUUGUAAAGGUG